Molecule: messenger RNA, 2385 nt
Organism: Clupea harengus (Atlantic herring)
Lineage: Eukaryota; Metazoa; Chordata; Actinopteri; Clupeiformes; Clupeidae
Gene: acot12
Product: acyl-CoA thioesterase 12
Biological process (GO): acetyl-CoA metabolic process
Cellular component (GO): cytosol; cytoplasm
Molecular function (GO): acetyl-CoA hydrolase activity; lipid binding
Source: RefSeq, a predicted model, not a curated record
AGGUAGAUGUGGGGAACUGAUAUGUGACAUGGGGGUGGGUUUUCCACACUGGUGUUUGUAGAGCUGUCAUGUCUGAUAUACCCUCCUCAGUGGUGCUUGCCACAGAGACUUGGGUCACAUGGCUCCCGUUGAUGUCCAAGUUGGCCAGAGGUGAGGUGAGGUCACGUCCGUGCAGCAGGUUUGGAACCAAAGGCUGGAGCCCACACAGUACUGAUAACAGCAGUCAGGAGUCGGAGUCGGCUAAGACGGUCAGUGCGACACACACCAGGCUCAGGUCACAGGCUUACUGGCUUCCUUUCAGGUAAGCACUCAGAGAUAUCAGAACCACAGCAGAGGGACUAGAUCUCUUGAUAUCAGAACCACAGCAGAGGGACUAGAUCUCUUGAUAUCAGAACCACAGCAGAGGUUCUAGAGCUCUUGAUAUCAGAACCACAGCAGAGGGACUAAAUCUCUUGAUAUCAGAACCACAGCAGAGGGACUAGGGCUCUUGAUAUCGGAACCAAACAAGAGGUACUAGAGCUCUUGGCGUGGAAUGGAGCAAGUGAACCAGAACGUCGUGGCCAUUAAUGGAUCCUCAGAGAGGGCACCGAGAAGUGGGCAUGUGCUGGCGGAGGUGCAGAUGUGCCAGGCUAUCCUGCCGUGCCACGGCAACCACCUGGGAGAGCUGGCAACGGGGCAGCUACUGAAGUGGAUGGACACCAUCGCUUGUCUGGCAGCUGAGAGACAUGCUGGUGUGCCGUGCGUUACAGCCUCCAUGGAUGACAUCCGAUUUGAAGAGACAGUUUGGGUGGGUCAAGUCAUCAACAUCAAAGCCAGAGUAAACAGAGCAUUCAACACCAGUAUGGAGGUUGGGAUCUGCGUCUCUGUGCAGGAUGUGCAGAGUGGGGUCUUAAAGCGGGUGUGUGUGGCCUUCUCCACCUUCGUGGGGAAGCCAGUGGGAGGAAGGAAGGUACUUCUAAAGCCAGUGGACUUCCUGAACUCCGUGGAGGAGCGUCUGGAACACUCACUGGCGUCCGAGAGACGCCGCCUCCGCCUCUACAACGAGGAGGCUUUCAACAACCUCAUGGUGGACUACUACAGCCUCAGAGACAAGGGUGUGAGCAAAAGGAGAGACUCCAGUCCAACCCAGAGAAUAUCAACAGAGUGCACCCGAGUUGAGAGCAUUGAACUUGCCCUUCCUCCACAUGCCAAUCACCAUGGUAACACAUUCGGAGGACAGAUUAUGGCCUGGAUGGAGAACGCAGCUACAGUGGCGGCAAGCCGGCUAUGUGGAACAUACCCCACCCUUAAAGCUGUGGACAUGUUCCAGUUCAGAGGGCCGUCUACUGUGGGGGACAGACUGGUGUUCAAAGCAAUGGUCAACAACUGUUUCCAGACCAGUCUAGAGGUAGGGGUGCGGGUAGAGGCCUACAAUUGUGAGGAGUGGUCCAAAGGAAUAUCGCGACACAUAAACAGCGCCUUCUUCCUGUACCAGAGGACCAACAGCGAGGGUCACGUGCUGCCCUUCCCAGAGGUUCUUUUCACCACACAGGAUGGAGAGAGGAGAUAUCUGGCUGCCAUUGUGAGAAAGAGAAUUCGCAUGGCUAGAAAGCACAUCCUCUACUCCAGAGAUGAAGGACCUCUGUCUGUCCCUUGGGACAAAACUAAUCAGGUGUACUUGGGCUAUAACAAUAUAGCAGCUCUGACAGUAUUGGCAGGAAAACGGACAUGGGAAGCAAGCAGUGUCAACAAUAAGAUAGGAGUGUUUGUGCUGGAGGAGCUGGACUCCCUCUGUAUUAAGAUGGAGAUGGAGGUGAACACUACAGCCUUCCACUCCUUCUCCUUGCUCUCCGACCUCCACCUGAGGCCACUCUGGGACAAGCACUACCUGAGCUGUGAGGAGGUGGAGAAAGCUGAUGAAGAGGAGACUGUGUACCACAUCAAAUGCAGCCCCAUAAACGGAAAAAUCAUCUGUGACUUUGUGUUACUUCUGUCUCAAAGGCAACCAUGCAAAGACGAAGACCCUUACGUGAUUGGACUGCGCUCCGUAACUACGGAGAAGUUGCCCCCUGUUGAAAACUGCACUCGCAGCGAGGUCAAAUGUGCAGGAUUCAUCGUACAAAGAGCCUCCCAUUCCACCUGCAAGGUAACUUACUACAACCAGGUGACUUCUGGUGUACUACCUUUUGUGGAGGGGAACCUGGCAGGCUGGUCCAAGUCCAUGGAAGAGACGGCGAGAUCCUGCAUCUCAUUUCUCGAGCUCGACACAAUCUCAACUGCCUUUUAACAGUCCUAACAACUUCUCCUGUAAAGAACGAUUUUUGUAUAGUAUUUAUAUAUUUGCUGUUUUUCUUCUAUGGAUAUAUAGAUGUUAUUGAAUGUAAUAAUAAACGUGUUAUAUAUGUA